CUGUUUACAGCAGCGAAGGGUCGGUUGGCGCGAGCGCGUCCCCGAUGGACUCCCAGCGUGUGACCUCCCCGAUCACCGGGCGGAUAGCGGGAGAGGGGGGCACCAACCGGAACGCACGAGGAGAGCCCCGCCGAUUCUACAAGCAAAUGUUUUCCAGCGAAUCGCUCGAGCUGCUGCUCACGGAAGGGGGUCUACCGAGGGAGGAAUGAGAUGUGCGAGUGAGAAGUUGACACGAUUUUGGUGGGAAUUUGCAUCAGAGAGGAGGCAGGAUCAUUUGUGACUAUCCUCCGGUCUGGAAAGUUCCCUUCGUGUGGCGGUUCAUUAUGGCUUCAGGCGCCGGUAAGGCUGCACAGCCCCCCGGGCCGGGCUCCGCCGUUAACGGGACUGCGGCAGACUUCCCGAACAUCGAGCAGGAGCUGUACGACUAUCAGAUGCACAGCAAGAUGUGCAAGAAGAUCGCUCAGCUCACCAAGGUGAUUUAUUCCCUGAACAUGAAGAAUGAGGAGCAGGAGGCGGCCCUGCAGUCCUUGAGCCACGCCCACCAUGAAGAGCUGCACCGCAUCCUGAUGGAGACAUGCCACGAAGGGGAGGGGUCAGCAUUGAGGACACGCCUCCUUGAGCUGCAGGAGUCUCUGGAUGAGCAGCAGAGAGUUGGUGCCCAGGUGCAGGCAGACUUUGAAUGUUUCCGUAUGCAUGCGGAGGAGAGGGAGCGUGAAACAGAGGCAGAACUGAGAAAGGAGUUUGAAGAGAGACUGCAAACCACAGAGGAAGAGCUCCAGGAGGUCAAGGCCCAAAUGAGCGACGCCCAGGAGGAGAGCCUACACCUGAGCGAAGAGCUAGAGAAGGCCGAGAAUCAGAUCCAGGAGCUGAAGGCAAAAUGUGAGGAUCUCCAGAAAGCAGCUGAGGUGGAGAGACAGUGUAAGGAUGAGGAGAAACAGAAAGAGGACAAGGAGAGGCAAACAGAGGAGCGGGAGGACUUGAGAAGAGUCAAAGCGCUCUUGGAGGAGGUGAGAGAACUGAAGGAGGAGAGGGAUCGAGCUGAGGCGGAGAGGAGGCGAGCGGAGAAGGAUGAACGAGAGCGAUGGGAGCAGAAGAUUAACGACCUGAACGAGGAGAAUGAGGAGAAAAGGAGGAAGAUGGAGGCAGAGUGGAGGGAGGAGCGGCAGAGGUGGGAGGACAGGGAGGAAGAGGAGAAGAAAGGGAUGCACAGCGCUCUGAGGGAGAGAGUAAAAAGGGCGGAGGCGGAGGUGGAAAAUCACCUGGAGAAGUUGGCUGAGAGCAAGAGAAACACGGUCAAACUACAAGAGCGAAUACAGGAUCUAGAGGAAGAGCUGGAGCUGGAUCGGAGGCGUGUUUCUGAGGCAGAGGGUGUGGCCAAGCGGGCAGAGGAGGAGCUAGCGGUGGCGAAGGAAAGGCUGCUGCUGCAGGAGGAUGAGCUGCAGAGCAGAGCAGAGGAGCUGCAGAACCGCGGGGGCUGCGAGGUAUGUGUGUGUGCUGAAGUGGAUGAGCUGAGGAGCCAGGUGAGCCGGUUGCAGAGCAAGAACAGAGAGCUGGAACUGCAGAGCAGCGGCAGGAACAGUGACCAUGCCCGGCAGAUCCGCCAGCAUGCUGAGGCUCUAUCCAGUCUGCGCUCAGAGAUGGUGAGAGCCCAAACAGAGGAGCUGCGUCGCAUUCAAAAACAUGCAGAUGAUGAGAGGGACAAGCUGCAGAAGGAGAUAGAUAAGGAGAGAGAGACCCUGCAGAGGGAGAGAGAACAGGAAAAGGAAGAGUAUGAGAAGAACAGAAACAGACUGCAGAGGGAGAGAGAGGAGGAGAAGGAGGCGCUGUACAAGGAGGUGGAAGAGUCAAAAGAACGUCUGAGGAGAGAGAAGGAGGAAGAAGUGGACCGCCUGAGGAAGGAGCUGGAGGUGGAGAGGGUUCGCGGUCGCUCACAGUUGGACAAAAGCAUUGAACAAGUGGAACAGGAGAGAGCAAACGUGCAGCUGAAGCUGGAGGAGGAGAAAAAAAGAUUGGUGGAGAAGGCUGAGGAGGACAGGAAGCGGUUGAAGGAGCAAGUGCGGAAGGCAAUAGAGGAGGUGAUGAGGAGGCACGCAGCUGAACUUCAAAGUGUCCAGGAAGCUCUGAGCUCAGAGAAGAAGACCAACCAAGAGGUGUGUGCACGAUUAGAAAUAGAAAGAAGGAGCAGCGAGGAGCACCGUGGCAUUCUGGAGAAGGAAAGAGAGGAGCUGAGGACAAAACUGAGAGAUGCCAAUAAUGAGAUCUGCAGGAUGGAAUCAGUCAUCCAAAUGCAAGAUAAGAAGGAGAAGAUGGCCCCUGAAGCUGCCCCCUCCUGUGGUCUGCAGUGCUCCCGUCUGGAAGAGGAACUCCACCAGACUCGGACCCGACUGGCUCGGCUACAGGAGGAGGCAGAGAAGCAGCGGGACAGACAGCAGAGGGACAUCGUGUCCCUUAGAGCCGACAAACACCGUCUGGAGGAGAAAAUCCUGGAGCAGAGCCGAUUGAACGCAGAGAGGAGUCUUCUAGAGCAGAGCCAGCGGCACAUGGAGGAUCGGAUCAGGGCAGAGUGUGAGGAUCGUCUCAGAGCCGAGUUCAGGAUCGAGAUGAACGCUGCGGUGGCUGAGAGCGAGCAGAGGUGGCAGAACAGAGAGCAGGAGAUGCAGACACAGAUUUCUGAGCUGCAAAAACAACUGAAUGAGGCGCAGGCGGAGAAAAAGAAGGCGGGCUCGGGAGACGAUUGCCAUGGCAACCCCGAAAUUGACAGGCUGAGGAAAGAGGUCCAAGACACCAAGGAGAUAAACAAGAAGCUAAGGGAGCUGCUGCAGGAGCCACAGAGUCAGUCGUCAGCGGAGGAGAGGCUCAGUCAUGCCAUGGCUCUGCAGGCGAUGGAAAAGCAGGCCAAAGAAGACGUGCUGUCUGAGAGAAACCGGCUACAGACGUUGCACCACCUGGAGCUGGAUAAGCAGCGUGCAGAGUUGACCCAGCAGCACACAGAGUGGAGCAGGCAGAUGACCCAGAGACACAUGCAGCAGAUAGAAGACCUGCAGGCUCAGCUACAGGCACACACACAAAUGAUGGCCCUGCAACAGGAUUUGAAGCAGCAGAACCAGUACCAGGUGUUUGAGCGACAGCUGGAUGAAAGUCGCUGUGCCAUGCUGGAGCUGCAGAGAGAAAACACAGCUCUAAAGAAGCAAUUAAAAGAAAAGUCUGUGCAGAUCAAUCCUCAGACUGAACAUAAAGAAGAAGAAAGUGUUGAACUGCACAAAAAGAGAGAUGCCCAGCUGGAGGAAGAAGCACAACGUCUGAAGGAGGAAGUGGAGAAACUGAGGGUGGAGAUGGAGAAACUGGAGGAGUCUCAGAAACACUGGGAGGAGAAGAAAGAGGAGGAUGGGAAAGAGGAGGAGAUGGACGAGGAGAAGAGAAAGGAGCGGGAGGAGGAGAAGGUGAGGGAGGAGGUAGAGGAAAUCAAGAGGGAGCACAAGAAGGAGAUGCAGAGUUUGGUGUGUGAAUACAGCAGCGCCCAAUCGCACCUGCAGGCUCGCAUCGUGGCCUUGGAGAACGAAUUUAACUGCAGGCUGCGUGAGCGGGAGGAACGCUGCAGGAGAAGGGAGCCCCGGUGUGAUGAUCUGCAGCUGGGGAGACUUCAGGAGAGACUGACAGAGAGGGACCAACUUAUCAAACGAUUAGUGGAAGAGAGGCAUCAGCUGCAGCUCCACCCUCCUGUUGCUGGGGACAACAGUACCCUCAGGCUUCGUGACAGCAAGUCCCGCCCCGGGAGCACCACGCCAACCAUGAGGCAGAGGAAUCGUGCUGAGUCUCCUCCUCGGGUCACCAGCGUCUCCAGUGCCAGUGCUUACGACAGGAGUCUCUUCCUCCCCCACUCUUCAUCAUCGUCCUCAUCCUCUGUCCACCAGCACUCCUCCUCCACCCUUCCUCACCAGUCGUCCUCUCACCCUCAGACCUCCCCCCGCUACUCAACGUCCUCUCUUCCACACAAGCACACCUCGCUCUCCCUCAGCCAACAGUCCUCCCCCUCCCUCCCUCGCUCCACCAGAACCCGGACCUCCUGCAUCCCUCCCACCCCUGCACCUACCGCCCCACUACCUGUCUGCCCCUCAUCGCAGACAGGAAUUCGCUAUGUGUCGCCCUCCUGCCAGUCCCAUUCAAUAAGGGGCCCGUACCUGGAGCAGAGGGGGACAGAGGGGCUAAAACAGGAGUGGUUCACCAAAUACUUCUCCUUUUGAGCACAAAACAAACUAAAACACACACACACAUAUACACAAAAACACACCGACUUCAAGUACAUUUAUUCAUAUACAGUUCAUUGCUUCUUAUACAUCCGUUUGCUUCCCACAUACACACAAACACACACAGACAUAAACACAUCGACAAACAUGGGCUCAUCACCAGCAAGGCCAUCUCAGACAUUGCCUCAAAGCUCAACCAAAAAGUGCUUCUCGAACACAUGCCUGACCUCGUCUCUGAACAAAGGUCUGCUGGAUCUUGUUUGUAUAGUUUGGAAUGUCUCCAUAUCUUUUUUUAAAUUAUUAUUUUAAUCUGUCUUCCUUUUUUAAAGACAAACAAAAUACAACCUCUGCUCCAGGCUCAUCAUAAGAUUAUUCCAGGCAAGUGUACAUUUCUUCCAGUGAACAAAGAGACUCUUUGAGUAUGGAAGCAUUCGACGUAUUCAACCAAGAUCCUCGUCAAAAUGGACACACACGAACCACCGUACCAAAAUGAAGCUUGUCUCAAUGCAAAAAUGUAUGAUAAUCUUAA
Messenger RNA from Cheilinus undulatus (humphead wrasse), 4773 nucleotides. It is a transcript of the gene fam184b, whose product is annotated as family with sequence similarity 184 member B. The transcript has 18 exons. The coding region runs from base 324 to 4241 and encodes 1305 amino acids. NCBI's taxonomy places the organism in Eukaryota, Metazoa, Chordata, Actinopteri, Labriformes, Labridae. The record is from RefSeq and is a predicted model, not a curated record.